GAAACACGAACUAAGACUUACGCACUCCUAUCGAUGGCCACCAGUCCUGUCGCUUGGAAAACACACUUGCGUGUUGUGCAUGAUUCUUCAUUGGGUGAAAGAAUCGGUUGCACAGAUCUGGUUGUUAUUUGAGACAACACCAAUGAAGAAAGCACCUAAAUGUAUCGUGUUUGCAAUUGACUAAUAACGUCUGAAGCGAAAUGCGUCCUCCGAAGUGCUGGGGUCUCCUGAAUGCCCUUGUUCCGGACAAGAUCCCUGCUGAUAUCCCUCUGAUCGGUGUGCAAUGCGAGUGUUUGCUGCUCAACAAUCUAGUCGAAGUUACUAUCAAACAACGAUAUAAGAAUACUUCUGCCAAUCCCAUCCAAGCAAUCUAUGUUUUCCCCGUGGACGAUGAGGCUGCUGUCAACGGAUUUACCGCACAUCUUGGCCAGCGUACCGUUCGCGGAGUGAUUGAGGAGCGCAAAGAAGCACGUCAAGCUUAUGGUGCGGCGUUGGCGGAGGGUCAUGGAGCUGCUCUCUUGGAAGCUGCUGGAUCUGGUGCGUUGAAGGUCCAGUUGGGAAACCUGGAGGCUGGCAAUGAAGCUGAGAUCUGCAUCGUUUAUAGCAGCUUGUGCAGUAUCGAGGAGAAUGCAGUUGUUCUCCGUAUUCCCACAACUAUCAAAGAACGCUACAUGCCAGCAUCAGCUUGGGAGACUUUGCAAACGGAAUGUCAGCCAACAUACCGGCGUAGUGGUGUAGACUAUGGUUUGAGUUUGCAUGUAGACAUGCACAUGCCAAGUAGGAUAGUGAGUGUGUCCUCGUCCACACAUCCACUGAAUGUUAGGAAUGAUGCUGAGGAUGUGCAUCACUGCACUGCCAAGUUGGGAGUGGAGAAAGUGGCCAUGGAUGGUGACGUGAUUAUCCGAGUGGAGCAUUCUGACUUGCACAAGCCUGCUGUAGUUUUGUCCAGUCAGGCUGAUGUUGACCAAGGCAGCGCCGCGCUAAUGCUGACAUUCAUGCCAGAGUUUGAGGAUUCCAUAACCGAGCAAGCUGAGGACCUGGAGUUUGUUUUCUUGGUGGAUCGCAGUGGAUCGAUGGGGUAUGGAGGAGGAGUAUCAACUCCUAUCAGGCAAUGUCGAGAUGCUCUUCAGCUUUUCCUGAGAAGUUUGCCCGAAGGCUGUGCAUUCAAUAUCGUUGGCUUCGGGAGUCGCUAUGAGAAACUGUUUGAAGAAAGUCGCGUGUACGACUCCAAGAGUCUAGCAGACGCAGCCACCUACGUCUCAAAACUGGACAGCAACAUGGGAGGUACGGAAAUUCUCACUCCAUUAAGGGACAUCCUGACAAGAACAAGCUCCAAGCCCAGUCAUGGGUUAUUGUCCAAAAUGAGGGGUGCAAGUAAAGAUGAACAUCGACAUCGCAAGCUGUUCUUACUAACGGAUGGUUCUGUGGGUAACACUGCCGAGAUUAUUCGUACUGUCAAGGACCAUGCUCAGAGUACACGGGUAUUCACAUUUGGUGUCGGCGAUGGAGCUGCUACUGACCUUGUUCGUGGUGUGGCUCGUGCUGGUCGAGGAGAAGCCUGCUUCAUUCGCAACGGAGAGCCCAUCGAUGAGAAAGUGAUCAGUCAGCUGUCAAAGUCCAUGGAGCCAACACUGGAAGAGCUGGACAUAGACUGGGGAAUACUUCAGGUGAAAGAGCAGUCUCCAGCCAAGAAGGAUCUUGCACCAAUCUUCAACAACACACCAUACAUUGUGUUUGCACUUCUUUCCAAGGACAGUCAACACCAAGGUCAAGUCACAUUGAAAGGCAAGAUGAGCAAGAAAGCGGUCACGUUCACCGUGGAUGUGACGCCAUGGACAACAAGUCGAACGGAUUGCCGCAUACUUCACAGCCUUGCAGCAAAGCGCGUGAUUCGAGACUUGGAAGAGAAAGACGGGCAGAGCAAGAAGGACAUUAUCUUAGCCCUGGCGUUAAGGUACGAGGUUGUAUCAUUGCAGACAUCAUUUCUUGCUAUUGAGGAACGUGAGGAGAUGAAGGAAGGUGUGAUGACUACUGUCAGGGUACCACUCUCCCCCAUCAAGGCCAUGCCUGUUCAGGAGCAAGAGCAAGUUAGGUGGUCACCUCUUGCGCCACUUCAUGGAGGAGGACUGCAUGAUGCAGGAUCAGACUAUGGUCAUUUUCAAGGGGAAAGUUGUGAGGAGUACUGUUAUGAUGCUCUACAUGUAUGCACGUUUGAUCGACCUCGGAUGCGCCCGACGGCUAGUUAUACAUCAUCACCCGAGAGUGGUGGGUGGAUGGAUCAGGAAGAGUGUUGCUUCCCAGAUCCUGAUUCACCAAAUCUCACUGUGUCAGCUGAUCACCAAUCGGCAUAUCCACUGCAAACGAUUGCAUCACUCCAACACGUUAGUGGCUACUGGCUACUUGACGAUAAGCUGUUGGCCACGGUUGGACUGUCGAAGAGUGAUGUCAUGGCUGCACAACCCAGUACACUGUCUUCAUCAUCAUCAGCCGAACUCACCUCUAACGUAUGGGCCACUGCUGUUGCACUGGCCUAUCUACACGUGAAGUGCGGUAGCAAGGCAGCUGCAUUUUCGCUCAUGGAGAAGAAGGCGAAGAGAUGGAUGGCAGAUCAGAUAUCAGCGUCGUCGCCUGCAGUCGCUGAACUGAUUGCCACUGCAAAGUCACUGUUCUAGAUACGAAGUUUCACCAAGACAAUCAUAGCAUGGAGAAGGAAAUAUACUUUGUGAUCGUUCAUGCGAGUACCUCAUCUGACAUGUGUCUAUUUUAAACUGCAUGCUUGUAGUGUCACUCCUUGUCUGACUGCAGCUCUUACUCAAUAUUAUUGUAGUGUCACUCGUUGUCUGCAUCUCUAACUCAAUAUUAUUGCAGUGUCAGGGAAAUGAACGGCUUGUGAUAGUUUUGACCUUCACCCUCACUCAAUGAUUGCAUGCAUUUCACACCACUCUCACAUGCAGACAGUAUUUACACCAUCCUUCUAACUUGACACUUCGGUUCUUUUCACAUUCUCAUUGGUAUUCUCUCCUUUUUAUCCCUCGUGUUCUUCUCACAUUCUCAUUGGUAUUCUUUCUACCACAUUGUGCUGUAAAACAAGGCUCCUCUCAGUUGAGAGGGUGUGUUAUUUCCAAGCUACUAAUGCAAUCUACUACACAGCUUACUUUCUCUUGUAAGUUUCUAAACCUUUCGUCCUUUCGUCCUUUCGUCCUUUCUUCUUUUCGUUUUUCACAUUUCCUCUAUGCUUACAUUGGGCGCUUUCGAUUACACAUUUGGGCCCAGG
Molecule: messenger RNA, 3274 nt
Organism: Sycon ciliatum
Lineage: Eukaryota; Metazoa; Porifera; Calcarea; Leucosolenida; Sycettidae
Product: von Willebrand factor A domain-containing protein 5A-like
Exons: 1
Coding region: 201-2672 (823 amino acids)
Source: RefSeq, a predicted model, not a curated record